Colletotrichum fioriniae is the source of this 807-nucleotide messenger RNA. RefSeq lists its product as uncharacterized. Lineage: Eukaryota; Fungi; Ascomycota; Sordariomycetes; Glomerellales; Glomerellaceae. The record is from RefSeq and is a predicted model, not a curated record. Gene Ontology annotation, biological process: regulation of transcription by RNA polymerase II. Gene Ontology annotation, molecular function: DNA-binding transcription activator activity, RNA polymerase II-specific.
AUGCACGGCCUAUUGGCCUUAUCCGCCCUCCAUUACGCCCAUGUCCACCCGCAGGAGCGGAAAAAGUACGACAUCAUCUCGGUGAACCACCAGAACGAGGCGCUGCGCUUCUUCGCCCUCCGCCUUAACGACAUCAAUAAGGACAACUGCGAGGCCUACUUCUUCCUGGCGACGCUCAUCUUCAUCGUUAGCAUCUGCUCCGUCGCACAUAGUGAGGGCGUCGGUAGGUCCAUCGCCCUCAGCGACGUCUCGCAGUCCUUUUCGCUCCUCCACGGAGUCAAGGGCAUCCUCGACUUCCAGCCCAUCGAAGCCUGGAGGCAGCGCGGGGGUCCCCUCGACGGCUUGCUGCGCCCACCCGUGCUAACGCAGGGCGGCUGGGUGUCGACGUCGGCGUUCCAGAAGCGCCUCGACGCCAUCACCUCGCUGGCGAGAGAGGUGCCCGCGUCCUUCACCGACGUCAUCAACCCGCAGUCCGUCUGCGUGCUGGCGCUGGAGGGCCUGCGGAGGGCGCACCAGAUGAGCAGGGGCGAGGGGGAGAAGCCCGGCGGGGUGUGGGGGUGGUCGGCUACCCUGCCCGCCAUGUUUAUCGACAUGGUUGCUAGCGGGCACCCUACGGCGCUCGUCAUCCUGGCGCACUAUGCAGCGCUGGCGAAGCCGUGUGAGAAGGCCGACUGGCUUUGCGACGGGUGGAGCGGCGCGGUGAUGCGCUUGAUUGAGAGGACGUUGGAGGAUGAGUGGAAACCGUGGAUCGAGUGGCCGAAGCGCAGCGUCUUUGAGAGGAUUGACGUCGAUGAUAUGGAAGUUUGA